Molecule: messenger RNA, 1486 nt
Organism: Meleagris gallopavo (turkey)
Lineage: Eukaryota; Metazoa; Chordata; Aves; Galliformes; Phasianidae
Source: RefSeq, a predicted model, not a curated record
ACCCGGCAGUACCGCGCAGGCGCGGCAGAGUCCGGCAGCACCGCGCAGGCGCCGCGGAGCCGCGCGGAGGAAGUUUGAACGGUGGCGGGUACCGGAGCCGCUGAUGGAGUCCGUGCUGAAAGGUAUAUAUGCAUUCGUAGAAGUUUGGUCAUCUAGCAGAACAGAAAAUUACUCGAAAGCCUUUGAGCAGCAACUUCUUGAUAUGGGAGCAAAAGUUUCAAAAACUUUCAACAAGCGUGUGACACAUGUAGUCUUCAAAGAUGGACAUUCAACUACAUGGAGAAAAGCACAGAAUGCUGGUGUAAAGAUUGUUUCUGUUCUCUGGGUGGAGAAAUGUCGAGAAACUGGAGUACGGGUUGAUGAAUCUUUAUUUCCUGCAGUAUACAAUAAUGAAGGGUUACCACUAAAACACAAAUGUAUGCAGCCAAAGGACUUUGUUGAGAAAACUCCAGAAAAUGAUAGAAAGCUUCAGAGAAGACUGGACCAGAUGGCUAAGGAAUUAGCUCAACAAAGGAUAGGAAUUAAUGCAGAAAGUGAUAUACCGGUUUUACUGUUUGAAGAUGAUGGUUCACUUGUGUAUAGCCCUGUUUCUAAAAUAAGAAAUCAAUGCAAUGAAAUGGAAAGAAGAAUAAAUGAGAUGAAGGAGAAAAGAGAAAAUCUUUCUCCUACAGCUUCCCAAAAGUUUCAAGCGCCUCUAUGUUGCUCACAAGGAGAUUGCCCAUUGUCUACUUCUGUGACUAAUUCAGAAGACACAUUAUUGCAAGGUAAAAAAAAGAAAGACUGCUUAAACUCAAGUUGUGAUGACUUUUUUGGAACUAUUACAUCAAAGAGACAGAAAAAAGAGGUAGAAAACAUCUGCGAUACUCAGACUCGUACUCACGUUUCUAUGAAUGCUUCAGGGAAUUCUCCCUCAUGUAGUUGUGACCAGAAGAGCUUAAUCCAGAAGCAAUCUAGCAGAAGAAGCUUAGGUGAUGAAAAUCGCGUGUCUGAGUAUGAUGUUACUUAUGGUUCUUGCAAAGUUUUUAAUGAACAAAAAAAUAAGCACAGUGGAAGGGUAAGAAAAACCAGAAGACUCCAAAAGCCAACAAGGACACUAGUUAUGACAAGUAUGUCUUCUGAGAAACAAAGUACAGUAAUUCAGGUGGUGAAUAAACUCGGAGACUUCUUGUUCUCAGACGAUGUAUGUGAAACAACGAGUCAUGUAGUUACAGGGAGUCCUCGUCGUACCUUGAAUGUUAUGCUGGGAAUUGCUCGUGGGUGUUGGAUUGUUUCUUAUGAAUGGGUAAGAAAUACAUUUGAAUUUUACUUCAAAAUAAAUUAUGCUUAUUUUAGCUGGAAUGUCAACCAUAUUUUUGUCCAUGCUAUGCACAAUGUUGCAAUGUUCAGAUGCUCAGGCUUGGAGUUAGCUGAAUUUGGGAAAAUUUGUUUUUUUUUAAAGCUCUGUGUUACUAUGAAUGUUGUCUUUCAGUAGUUAAUCUGACCGAAG